AUGCAGAACGAUGUCCUUGCGACUGGCAUCAUGUCGUUCGUGAUGCAUGAAAUGGUUUACUUCGGUCGGUCGUUGCCGUGGAUUUUUAUCGAUACCUGGGGCUUGUUCAAUCGCUACAAGAUUCAAGGGGUAAGUCUCCCGGGAGACGGCCCAGUACACCUCGCUAACAGAAGCCAGAGCAAAAUGCCUUCGCUGAAGGAGCAAUGGGACUGCGCCAAGUUCGUCCUGUUGAGUCAUUUCACCGUGGAACUCCCCCAGAUCUGGCUCUUCCACCCCAUGGCUCAGUUCUGCGGACUCUCCACCUCGAUUCCCUUUCCCACCUUCUGGACCAUGGCAUACCAAAUCGCCAUCUUCUUUGUGAUGGAGGAUACCUGGCACUACUUCUCCCACCGUGCUCUGCACUGGGGACCCCUCUACAAGGCCAUUCACAAGAUCCACCACCAGUACUCGGCGCCCUUUGGUCUGGCCGCGGAAUAUGCGUCUCCCAUCGAAGUCAUGAUCUUGGGUUUUGGCACCGUCGGCUGCCCCAUUCUGUGGUGUGCUAUGACGGGUGAUUUGCAUAUCCUGACGAUGUACAUCUGGAUCGUUCUGCGCCUGUUCCAGGCCAUUGACGCCCACAGUGGAUAUGAAUUCCCAUGGAGCCUGCACCACUUCCUGCCCUUCUGGGCAGGUGCUGAUCAUCAUGACCUUCACCAUGAGAAGUUUAUUGGCAACUACGCCAGCAGCUUCCGGUGGUGGGACUACGUUCUUGACACCGAAUACACCCCGGAUGCGCUCAAGCGCCGCCGGGAGAACAAGGCCAAGGGCACAAAAGCGCAGUAA
This is a messenger RNA of Penicillium olsonii, 822 nucleotides long. The record is from the annotation of a GenBank genome assembly. Lineage: Eukaryota; Fungi; Ascomycota; Eurotiomycetes; Eurotiales; Aspergillaceae.